Molecule: messenger RNA, 1310 nt
Organism: Phacochoerus africanus (Common warthog)
Lineage: Eukaryota; Metazoa; Chordata; Mammalia; Artiodactyla; Suidae
Gene: MPZL2
Product: myelin protein zero like 2
Exons: 6
Coding region: 194-841 (215 amino acids)
Biological process (GO): cell-cell adhesion
Cellular component (GO): membrane
Source: RefSeq, a predicted model, not a curated record
CUUUCAUUCCAGCAAAGUGCACUGCCGAGCAGGAAUGAGUCACAGGCACGGGCCCUCAGAUUCCCAGAGGUGAGGGUCUGGCUUCUCUCUGUGGAAAAGCGCAGCGAUCUUUCCUCCUGGAGCGGCCUCGGCAGGGGGCUGGAGCGCUUGGUCUGCCCGGUCUGGUCUUGGGGGCCAGGGCUGGGUUUCCCUCAUGUAUGGCAAGAGCCCUACGCGUGCUGUGCUUUUUCUCCUUGGCGUACAGCUCACAGCUCUUUGGCCAACAGCAGCUGUGGAAAUUUACACCUCUCGUGUGCUGGAGGCGGUCAAUGGGACAGAUAUUCGGUUAAAAUGCACUUUCUCCAGCUUUGCCCCGGUGGGUGAUGCUCUAACAGUGACCUGGAAUUUCCGUCCUCGAGAUGGGGGCCCUGAGCAAUUUGUUUUCUACUACCACAUGGAACCCUUCCGACCCAUGAGUGGGCGUUUCAAGGACCGGGUGGUCUGGGAUGGGAACCCUGAGCGGUAUGAUGUCUCCAUCAUGCUCUGGAAGCUGCAGUUUGAUGACAAUGGGACAUACACCUGCCAGGUGAAGAACCCACCUGAUGUUGAUGGGCUGAUAGGAGAGAUCCGGCUCAGUGUCGUGCAAACAGUGCGCUUCUCUGAGAUCCACUUUCUGGCUCUGGCCAUUGGCUCCGCCUGUGCGCUGAUGGUCAUAAUAGUAAUUGUGGUGGUCCUCUUCCAGCAUUUCCGGAAAAAGCGAUGGGCUGAAAGAGCUCAUAAAGUGGUGGAGAUAAAACCAAAAGAAGAGGAAAGGCUCAACCAAGAAAAAAAGGUCUCUGUUUAUUUAGAAGAUACAGACUAACAUCUUGAGAUGGAAGCUGAAGAUUUCCAAGAACAAUCCUAGGUUAAGCUGAAGUUAAUGGAAGCUUUUCUUUGGCUUUUCCAGUUGUGACCUGUCUUCCCACCAGUUCUGCAGUAUAUAACUACCUAGACAAGCCAACGUUCCUCUGCAGCCAGCAUAGGGUCCUUAGGCAGAUAGCACUGGACUCACACAUAGCCCCAUUACUAAGGUUUUAUUUAAUUUCAGAGUGCAGAUAUUUUUGAAAUAUUUGUUAGUUUUUGCAUACGAAGAGGCUAUAUUUUUGCCCUUAAACACUCCUUGUGGAUUACAACUUGUAUACUCAUAAUUUGGCAUCAAAUGGGAUAAAAGCCAACUGGUCUGUCAUAACAUUUCCUUUAAUAUUAAUUUCCUUAGAGCACCAUUCUUGCUACUAAAGUUAACAUGUCUUCUUUUUCCUUCUCACUCUCUCAAUUAAAAGGUGAGAUCAUUC